UACUUGCUCUGUUCGGUUGGUUUGUGCAACCAAAACCAAUCUACACAGAAGCAGUUAAAUUUUUUUAAUCCUCUAAAACCCAAAACCCUAACCGGUAAAACAAACAACCAAAUCUGAAGCUCAUUUGCCGCUCAAACCGCAUCGCCGACUGCCAAACAAUGUCAGCAUUUUGUGCUUCUGUUAAACCAUUGAGCUAUACAUUGUGCAAUGGUAAUGGGAGGCAGAGGAUUAGAGCUUCUUUGCAACAGAGACGGAGAACUUCCAUGGCGGUAGUGGCCAUGUCAACGGGCAGUUUUGACAUCCCGAUUAUGGUAAAUGGUUGUAGUGGGAAUAUGGGGAAGGCUGUUAUUAAGGCAGCAGACUCAGCAGGGCUUCAAAUUCUUCCAGUAUCAUUUGGCUCACCAGAAGAAUCUGGGCAGAAUGUGCAAGUAUGUGGGAAAGACAUUAAGAUAUACGGUCCUUCUGAAAGAGAAGAUGUUCUUGCAACAAUGUAUAAUGAACAUCCGAAUCUGAUUGUGGUUGAUUACACUGUUCCUACAGCAGUAAAUGGUAAUGCAGAUCUAUAUUGCAAAGUUGGAGUGCCUUUUGUUAUGGGAACCACUGGUGGAGACAGGGAUCUCUUGUAUAAGGUAGUAGAACACUCAAAAGUUUAUGCUGUGAUCUCUCCACAGAUGGGAAAGCAGGUGGUUGCGUUUCUUGCAGCAAUGGAUAUUAUGGCUGAGCAAUUUCCUGGAGCUUUUGCUGGGUAUUCACUUCAGGUGCUGGAGUCCCAUCAAGCUGCAAAGUUGGACACAUCCGGAACGGCAAAGGCUGUUAUCUCUUGCUUCCAGAAAUUGGGUGUGGCUUUCGACAUGGAUACGAUUCAAAUGAUCCGAGAUCCCGAGCAACAGAUUGAGAUGGUGGGAGUUCCAGAAGAACAUUUGGCUGGUCAUGCAUUCCAUAUGUAUCAUCUCACAUCACCUGAUGAAACUGUUUCUUUUGAGUUUCAACAUAACGUUUGUGGAAGAUCCAUUUAUGCAGAGGGCACUGUUGACGCUAUAAUUUUCCUUGCUAAGAUGGUUCGAUCAAGGGCAGAUAAGCGGAUCUACAACAUGAUUGAUGUCUUACGGGAGGGUAACAUGAGAUGAACUAGCCCAAUGGUUCCUAUUAUGUCUGCGCGUCCACUGUCUACGCAUGGUGAUGGAAUCAGUGCUCUGCAUUUGUUCAAAGAAGAAUCUCAUAGUUCCAAAAUGUGGUUUAGUGCGAUCAUCCCUGCAUCUCCAAGCCCGUGAAAACCGACAAACAAGUUUUGGAUGAAAGCAAGUAAGAAGGAUGUGCGAUUUACUCACUAUUAUUGCAGGAUUUAAGGAGGCAUUAUGGUUUUUGAAUUUUGUAAGUUGAUCGCGAGCUUUUCCAUAAAAUUUUGAGGUGUUUGAUUUAUAACUCAUGUAUACAAAAAGUUGUGUGAAAGCUGCGAGAACCUGUUGGAUCGAAAAGUUUUUAUUAAAUUAACUUUUUUUUAUUA
Mercurialis annua (annual mercury) is the source of this 1504-nucleotide messenger RNA. RefSeq names its product 4-hydroxy-tetrahydrodipicolinate reductase 2, chloroplastic. The transcript is spliced from 9 exons. The coding region runs from base 159 to 1127 and encodes 322 amino acids. The record is from RefSeq and is a predicted model, not a curated record. Gene Ontology annotation, molecular function: NADPH binding; 4-hydroxy-tetrahydrodipicolinate reductase activity. Gene Ontology annotation, cellular component: chloroplast stroma. Lineage: Eukaryota; Viridiplantae; Streptophyta; Magnoliopsida; Malpighiales; Euphorbiaceae.